Molecule: messenger RNA, 1628 nt
Organism: Theobroma cacao (cacao)
Lineage: Eukaryota; Viridiplantae; Streptophyta; Magnoliopsida; Malvales; Malvaceae
Gene: MMH-1
Product: MUTM homolog-1
Biological process (GO): base-excision repair
Cellular component (GO): nucleus
Molecular function (GO): oxidized purine nucleobase lesion DNA N-glycosylase activity; zinc ion binding; damaged DNA binding
Source: RefSeq, a predicted model, not a curated record
UUGUAAUCAAAACAUUUUGACUGUCCCCUCCGUCUGCUGCUUUGCUCACCGUCUCAAGUCUCAGGAUCAAGGAAAAGCGCGCGAAAGCUAGAACAAAACCCUAGCAAAGCAAUGCCGGAGCUUCCAGAGGUAGAGGCGGCGAGAAGAGCGAUAGAAGAGAACUGUUUGGGAAAGAAGAUCAAGAAAGCUAUUAUUGCAAAUGACUCUAAAGUCAUCGAAGGAGUCUCCGCCUCGGACUUCGAGUCCUCUCUCUUAGGCAAGACCAUCGUCUCCGCUCACCGGAAGGGCAAGAACCUCUGGCUCCGCCUCGAUUCCCCUCCUUUUCCUUCUUUCCAGUUCGGGAUGACUGGUGCUAUUUACAUAAAAGGUGUUGCUGUCACACAAUAUAAGAGGUCUGCUGUAAAGGACAAUGAUGAAUGGCCUUCCAAAUAUUCAAAGUUCUUUGUUGAACUAGAGGAUGGUUUGGAGCUGUCUUUCACAGAUAAGAGGCGAUUUGCUAGAGUUCGCUUGCUCAAAGAUCCUACUUCUGUUCCCCCAAUAUCUGAGCUGGGUCCUGAUGCACUGUUCCAGCCUAUGACAGUUGAUGAAUUUACAGAAUCCUUAAACAAGAAGAAGAUUGCCAUUAAAGCUCUAUUGCUGGAUCAGAGUUUUAUCUCUGGAAUUGGCAACUGGAUUGCAGACGAAGUGCUAUACCAAGCAAGGAUUCAUCCACUGCAGAUUUCCUCCAGCUUAUCCAAAGAAAACUGUGCAACUUUACUCCAGUGCAUCAAUGAGGUUAUUGAAAAAGCAGUUGAAGUUGGGGCAGAUAGUAGUCAGUUCCCUAGUAAUUGGAUAUUUCAUUCUCGUGAAAAGAAGCCUGGCAAGGCUUUUGUUGACGGGAAGAAAAUUGACUUUAUCAAUGCCGGUGGCAGGACAUCAGCAUAUGUGCCGGAGUUGCAGAAGUUGAGUGGAAAACAAGCUACAAAAGCAGCAGGUAAACCUAGAAAGCAGGCUUCCAAGAGGAAAGGCGGUGAGGAUGAGGAUAAUGAUGAAGAUGACAAGGGUGAUGAACCUACAAGUGAGGAAGAGGAAACUACUAAAGGUGCCAAAUCGAAAAAAAGGGGAAACCCUAGAGGUCGUGGUAAAAAGCCUCCAACGAAGAGAAAAUCCGAAGAGAGUGAUGAUGACAGUGGUGGUAACGAAGAUGGUAGUAGCGACGAUGAUGAUAAUGAUGAUGAAGAUGCGAAAAAGAAACCUAGAAAGGCUAAAACUAAUAAUUACAAACAAGCAAAGACUUCGAAUGCAUCCAAUCAAGUAGUUAGCAAUCAAAGUGGUAAAAAGCCAAAGAAGAAAGCAAAGUAGGUGGCUGAGAAGACAUCACAUGUAGCUGUGGCAAACCCUUACCCAAGUUUCGGAAGUAUGAAAGGGCUGGCGUUUUGCGCACUUUGUAAGAGGUAUUUAUGGCUCAGCCCUGUUUUUGUAACAACAGUAGGUCAAUUCUGAAUCUGUUUGCUGCUGCUCUGUUAAUAGCUGCCUAAUCCUAUUGUUGCUUGAUACUUUGAAGAAUGGGAUUUCAUUCCCUGGUUGUAUUUAAGGUUUCUAAAGCAGUAAAAUCCAAUGCUCAGCUUAAUUGCUACUCAUUUUGAUCA